CCUGUUCUCAAUGAAAUCGUUAUGCUGCAACGCUUGGGAGGCUGACCACCCUGGGUUGGAUUUCACGCGUCUUGCUGAAAAGAUUUAUGAGACCAAGGGUUACCCUGGCCCUUACUAUUGUGUAGCCACAAAGCCCCAGGGACCUAGCCUUCGCACUUUGCAAGAAUCAUUUUCCAAUGCCAAACUACCAAAGCUGCUCGUCAGGUCUUCUUUACACCAGCUACUGCUCCGAGAUUGGCUUCACGCGACAUGUGGAGUCAUGCAUACCAAUAUCUCACCCCAAAACAUGUCAAUGGAGAUUGAAGAUGAUACGAGCCUGGAAGAUAUUGAGGAGCAAGAACCGCAAGAUCCCAGCAUACCAGCACAAAGUAUGGAGAACCUGUCUAUUAGUCUUGGGUUAUUAUGUUGGAGCUUUCAGGGGUCCCCAUUCUCACGGACUUUCUGCAAAUGUGACCCUUGAAACUUGAAAACAGGAUUGGUGAACGUCUGAUCUAUAUCGUGC
Aspergillus ruber CBS 135680 is the source of this 502-nucleotide messenger RNA. RefSeq lists its product as uncharacterized. The record is from RefSeq and is a predicted model, not a curated record. The transcript has a single exon. NCBI's taxonomy places the organism in Eukaryota, Fungi, Ascomycota, Eurotiomycetes, Eurotiales, Aspergillaceae. The coding region runs from base 11 to 460 and encodes 149 amino acids.